GUCCAAGGCUAAAGAUUGUGUGUUCUCUUUGGACUUCAGUUCCAAGUUCGAGUGCGUCGUUGUGUGGUCGUUGUUCCAUCUAGACAUGGUCUUGCUCUUCUGCGACUCCCCCAUCAACCACAUUGACAACCUCAAAGCGUUCUAUCUCGACCAUCCGGAUUUAUUGGCCGGCGCCAAAAAAUUCGCCGAUUCUAAGAAGAAAUUCGUCAAACCCGACGGGGUUCUCUAUGUUCGCCAGAAAGAGUUUGCCGUCACUUUCCAAGGCGAUCGCUUCAUUAACGACUCCAAAGUCGUUUGGUGUGGAACAGAAGAUGUUCUUACGUGCCACGUCUUGGUUCUGCACCAUCAAGUCACCCAGGUGACGGCGAUUGCUCAUUUUGAUGAGUAUGUUAAAGAAGCUCGCUUGGUUCAAUUCGUGACCCAAUUCCUAGAACGAGUCCGAGAUCAGUAUUUUGUCACCUCAGAGUCCACGGAGGACUUCUCUAACGAAUAUGAAUGGGAGGAAUGGGAUGAGUCGGAAUUAGAGGACGCCGAGAUGACCGGAAGCAAACUGGAGAACUUUGAUUUUGAAGAGCCAAUUGAAUUACACAUGAUUGGUGGAUACGCGGAUAGCGCAGGCAAGGCCCAGAAACUGACCAUGAGGCUUCUUCGCUUCUUCAUGACCUUCCAAUUAGGUCGCCCUGAAGUGAUUAUCAAAUGAUCUCAGGCCCCAUGUGAAUUUUGAACUGGACGUG
Tigriopus californicus is the source of this 734-nucleotide messenger RNA. RefSeq lists its product as uncharacterized. Gene Ontology annotation, cellular component: nucleus. The record is from RefSeq and is a predicted model, not a curated record. Lineage: Eukaryota; Metazoa; Arthropoda; Copepoda; Harpacticoida; Harpacticidae. The coding region runs from base 86 to 700 and encodes 204 amino acids. Gene Ontology annotation, biological process: ubiquitin-dependent protein catabolic process. Gene Ontology annotation, molecular function: protein-N-terminal asparagine amidohydrolase activity. The transcript has 3 exons.